AGCUUUUCCUCUCCAAGAUUUAACUUCCUCUCUUCUUCCCUAAUAUCUCUCCAUCGCAAAAAUCGGGGGCUUCAUCUGCCACCAUGAGGAAUACUGGCAACAGAUGCCUCUGUUUAAUCAUUCCAUCCAUUCUCACCCCUGUCUAUCUCUUUAUCUUCCUCCACCACCUCACCAUCCCCAUCGCCGGUUACAGCCCUACAGAAAACUUCGCCAUCAAUUGUGGCUCCAGCGGAAAUUCACAAGAAUUGGGCAGGAACUGGAUGGGCGACAUUGAUUCCAAAUUUUCCCCCUUGGAAAACGGCACGUCAACAACAUCUUCUGCGGAUGAACCACCCUUUUUAUCAGUUCCCUAUUCCACAGCGCGGCUAUCUCGCUAUGAGUUCACAUACUCAUUUCCCCUCACAGCCGGCCAGAAAUACAUUCGCUUGCACUUUCAUCCAUCUUCAUACGGGGGGGAGUUCGAUAGGUCUACAGCUAUUUUCUCGGUCAAAACUGGUGGUGGCUACACUCUUCUUAGCAACUUCAGUGGUGCCCUUGUUGCUGAUUCUGAUCUUGGUAGGGAAAAGAUACUGAAAGAAUUUUGUAUCAACUUCAAGGAAGAAGGUGAGAAGCUGAAUAUAACAUUCGCUCCCACUGCGGGUGAAGAUGCAUACGCUUUUAUUAACGGAAUUGAAAUUGUCUCCAUGCCCGACUAUCUCUACUACACUUCUCCACAAGAUGGAGGGUUUAAGUUUAUUGGUCAACAUAAUUCAUUUUUCGUUGAAACCGAUCAUGCUCUGGAAAAUUUAUACCGACUAAACGUAGGUGGGCAAUCUCUUUCGCCCAUGGAUGACACCGGCAUGUUCCGUACUUGGGAUGCAGACGAUGAGUAUCUUCCGAAACUAGCAUUUGUACCCGUCAACGGAAGCAUUACUCUCAAAUUCAUCCAAAUACCAAAUUACACGGCACCUCUUGAUGUCUACCGCACCGCCCGGACCAUGGGAAACAACAAAACUGAGAACAUGGGAUACAAUCUUACUUGGUCUUUGCCUGUGGACUCUGGUUUUAGUUACCUGCUUAGAUUACAUUUUUGCGAGUUCCAACCAGAGAUCCAGCAGCAGCAGGACAGGGAGUUCACGAUUUUCAUAGCUAACCAGACGGCGGAGAAUCAUGCAGACGUGAUCAAAUGGAGCGGCGGAAACGGAGUUCCCAUUUACAGAGAUUAUGGGGUAAUGAUGCCAAGCCAGGGAAGGAACAAAAAACAAAAGCUCUACAUACAAUUGCAUCCUAACCCGGAUUAUGAAACCCUUUACAGUGAUGCAAUCCUCAACGGAAUCGAGCUGUUCAAACUCAUCAAUCCCAAUUCAGACCAACAGCCUACCUCGAGGGAAAGUAACAAAAUGAAGCUUGUUGCAAUUACCGGAGGUGUGGUUUGCGGUGUAGUUGCAGUCUCAGUUUUAUAUUUCUUUGUCGUGCAUCAAAUGAAGAGAAAUAGAGAUCCUAGCCUCAGAGACGGAGCACUAUGGUGGGGCCCAGUUUUUUAUAUUUUGGGUACGUCCACCGAGACCCAUCGCUCAUCUCUAACAUCCGAUCUGAGCCAUCAUUUCAGUCUGCAAGAUAUCAAGACGGCCACCAAGAACUUUGACAAGGGAUACAUCGUCGGAGAGGGAGGCUUUGGUAACGUGUAUAAAGGGUAUAUCAGUGGAGGAACCACACCGGUGGCAAUCAAACGCCUAAAUCCUGAGUCACAGCAGGGGGCCCACGAAUUCAUGACUGAGAUCGAGAUGCUUUCCCAGCUGCGUCACAUUCAUCUUGUGUCUCUCAUUGGUUACUGCAACCAUAAACGUGAGAUGAUCCUUGUGUACGAGUACAUGGCCAAUGGCAACCUCCGCGAUCAUCUCUACAACACUGAUAAUCCUCCUCUGCCGUGGACCCAACGCCUUCAGAUUUGCAUCGGAGCUGCGCGUGGACUGCACUACCUUCACGCCGGUGUGAAGAAGACAAUCAUUCACCGUGAUGUCAAGACAACCAACAUUUUAUUGGAUCAUAAAUGGGUGGCUAAAGUUUCCGACUUCGGCCUAUCCAAAAUGAGUCCUACCAGCGUGGCAAAUGCCCACAUCAGCACAGUUGUCAAGGGUAGUUUUGGCUAUCUGGAUCCAGAGUAUUUCAGAUUCCAACGUCUGAACGAGAAGUCUGACGUCUACUCAUUUGGGGUGGUAUUAUUUGAAGUACUGUGUGCAAGGCCACCUGUAAAUCAAACAGGGGAGGAAGAGCAAGCGGGCUUGGCACACUGGGCCGUCACCAGCUACAAAAAUGGAAAGCUGGAGGAAAUCAUCGACCCCCAUUUGGAGGGUAAGAUUGCACCAAUGUGCUUGGAGAAAUACGGAGAGGUUGCAGUGAGUUGCGUGCUUGAUCAAAGGAUCAAGCGUCCGUCAAUGAGCGAUGUGGUGAGGGGCCUUGAGCUUGCAUUGGAGCUCCAGGAAAGUACAGAAAAGGGGAACAGUAUAAAUGAGUCCCUGGACCAUGAGGAGAGCCUAUCACAAAUUUCUGGUACAGAUGACGACGACAAAGAUGUGUUUCAUAAUGGAGGUAGAGACGUCUGCGAUUCAGAGGCUAGCAGGGUGACAAUCCCGAGCAAUGAUGAAAAAAGUUCAAUUAGUGUUAUGAUGGAAGACGAUGCAUGUGUUCUCUGAUAUCAUGAAGCCCCAAGGGAGAUGAAAUCAGGCAUGUAUUAGACUAACAGGGCACUUAACAGAUACAGCAGGAGCAUGCAUGGUAUUAUUACCUUGGAGCAAGCAUCCUUCAAGCCCAAGGAGAAGAAAUUUCUCAUAAUUUGUGCCAUAUAGGAUUUCCAUUCAAAAUCAUCUUUAAGGGAGACGAUUCUAGGCUGCGAUUUUCAUUUGAAAUGUGUUUCGUCUCAAUCUCAAAUCCAUUUUCUCUCAUAAACCAAUUUUCUUCCUUCCCAUUUUCAGAUAUCUCAUCUCACUCUCAAACUCAUCUUCUUCCUGCUUUGCAUUUUUAGAUCUCCCCCUUGAUUUGGAAAGAUGACUUUCUGAAAGAUGCCUCAUAAUUUCCCAUACUUGC
This is a messenger RNA of Vitis vinifera (wine grape), 3063 nucleotides long. Its product is annotated as receptor-like protein kinase FERONIA. The record is from RefSeq and is a predicted model, not a curated record. The transcript is spliced from 2 exons. NCBI's taxonomy places the organism in Eukaryota, Viridiplantae, Streptophyta, Magnoliopsida, Vitales, Vitaceae. Gene Ontology annotation, molecular function: protein kinase activity; ATP binding. Gene Ontology annotation, biological process: protein phosphorylation. The coding region runs from base 84 to 2672 and encodes 862 amino acids.